Messenger RNA from Pseudophryne corroboree (corroboree frog), 456 nucleotides. It is a transcript of the gene CHRAC1, whose product is annotated as chromatin accessibility complex subunit 1. Gene Ontology annotation, cellular component: CHRAC; nucleus. The record is from RefSeq and is a predicted model, not a curated record. Gene Ontology annotation, biological process: DNA-templated DNA replication; chromatin remodeling. Gene Ontology annotation, molecular function: protein heterodimerization activity. Lineage: Eukaryota; Metazoa; Chordata; Amphibia; Anura; Myobatrachidae.
AUGGCAAGGCCGGAGAGCCGCCUGGUGUCUCUACCGCUGCCUCGCAUCAGAGUGAUCGUGAAGAGCUUGUCCGACGUGACCAAAAUUAACCAGGAUGCCCUGGUCCUCACCACCAAGGCCACGGAGCUUGUGACGUACUUGGCUCCUUACUCCUAUAAACAUGGGUCCAGCAAAGACGACACGCUCACAUAUCACCACUUGUCAAUCACGGUAGAGGAAUCGGAGACCUUUCAGUUCCUUUCAGACAUAUUGCCCAAAACAAUACUAGGCAACGACUACUUGAUGAUGUUGCAGAUAGAAGAGGAAGGUGAUGAUGAUGAUGAUGAUGAUGAUGAUGAUGAUGAUGAUGAAGACGACAAGGAGAAUGAUGAAGAGGAAGAGAGCGACGAGACUGAUGAGAAAGAUGGGAUUUAUGAGCAAGAUGAGAAUAAAGAGGAGGAGGAAGAUGAUGAGUAA